GGCAAUACUUUCAUCUUUCAGUGAAAAAAAUGGAAAGUGAAGAGAACGCAGAGAUUUGCAAAUCAACCGGUUCUACGGUAAAUCCAGAGGAAGUACAUGAAUCAAUUAAGGUGGAAGCGCAAGAAAAUAUAGAUGACACUCCAAAGGUCAUCUCACCGAUCCCCGAAAAUCUGAAUGGCAAUCAGAACGGCAUGGAACAAAUAUCCCAAGUUGGAAACAUGACUGAGAAAGCCGAGAAAGUUGAAGUGCAGCAAGAAGUAGACAAGGAUUCUUUUGGAAAGAACAGAGAAAAUGAUGAAGAGAAUACAAAUUUGCCAGUCAAAUCAACUUAUAAUGUACAGAGCGCGCAGAGCACGCAUGAUUUCAAUAUUCAAGUUAUAAGAUCAGUGAAGGAGUAUCCUUGUUUGUAUGAUCGAGCUAAUGAAGACUUCAACAAUCCUGGAAAGAAGGAUGAAGCUUGGAAUAGCAUAGCAGACAAGUUGAAGAAGAACGUCAACGAAUGUCGCGAAAGAUAUGAAUCCCUCUUUCGACGCUUCGCUGAAACCCACGUAAUGCUUGAGAAUCCGAAUGUACUCGAACAGGGUUUGCUUAAGGAAAAAUUUAUUCACUAUGAAGACAUGCUAUUCGCUAAGGCAGCAAUUGAUAUGGAAGAAUGCAGUAAGGCAUUUGUUGAAUCUCCCAAUCAGGAAAAGUCUACGGGAGAAAAGAGAUUAAGGGAAGAUGAGGAAGAGUUGUCAUUUCAAACUAAUUCAAAAUUUCAGAAACUCGAAUCUGUGCAAUUUACAUUUGACGAGCCAGGUUGCAAGAAAAAAGAUUUUAAAUUCACUAUGCAGCUAAUUCAUGCUGCAAAGCAAUGUCCAUCAAUAUAUAAAAAUUGUCCUUCUUACUCGUCCAAAGCACAGAGAGAAGAUUGGGCAAACAUUGCCAGGAAAUUGAAUAAAAGUGUCAAGAAGUGCCGAAUGGCAUAUGAUUCUCUCUACCAGAAAUUCACCAAUAAUUAUAUAGCGAUGAUUUGUCCAGAAAUAAGGGCACCGAGAAAAAGUUUUCCUUAUUAUAAACAUAUGAGAUUUCUCGAGCCUUAUUUACCUAUAGAGAAAGUAAAGCAAAAAGUGAUUAAAAGCUUGGGAUUAAAGCCGGAGUAUCAGCAGAAUUAUUUCGAAAUGCAAAAUAUCUAUGAUACUGGGCCGGUUUUAUUAAACACGUUUCAACCAAAUUCUGAAAUGCAAGGAGAUUCUCAAUCUGUGCAAAUACCAGAAAGCUCCUCUCAGAAUGCCGCAUCUGAUGCAUUAAUUGAUAAAUCUGAAGAUUCUCAGCACAAGAAUGAAAAUACAGAUAUGGAAAAUGUAAAUACUGAGAAGUCUGAAGUAGGAAGCAAGAAACUUCCUACUAUACGGGUCAUUUCGGCCGCAUCAGAGAAAUCAGAGAACGUUCCCAUGGAGCGUGCAGAUUUCAAUGUACAACUCAUAAGAAAUGUCAAAGAGUAUCCUUGCAUUUGGGAUCAAGCCCAUCCGCAUUUUGGCAAUUUUACAGUUCAGUAUCAAGCCUGGUGUGAAAUUUCAAAGCGAAUUGGUUCGAUACCACAGGAAUGUCAUCAAACCUUCAUUGCUCUCUACGCUAAAUUUGCCCAAAUCUAUACAAAAUUGAAAGAUUCUGAGUUAGAUAAGAAAGACUUUCCAAGAGAUGAGUUUCCGUACUACGAAGAGAUGAUGUUUCUUAAUUAUCAACAGCGUAUCCAGGAGUUGAAAUUUAAUCCGAAUUUUAAUUAUCCGAGACCAGUGCGUUAUCCUCUGAUAUACUCUCACAUCAAUGCCCAAACAAAGCAACCACGAAGACUUAUGAGAAGUCAUCAAAGACAAUUGCAAUAUAGCAUUGAUAAUAGGCCUAAUAGUACGAUGACACAGCAAUCCAGUGUGAAUCAGCAAAUCGAGACUACUCUGCAAACGUUCCAACUCAAAUUGAACGACAUAACGGCAACCCUUGACGAGAAAACUAAAACAACUGAGGCAACCAAGCCAAAAGAAACAUCUGAUGCAAUCGAAACAACCGAGCCAACCGAAACAUCUGAAACUAUCAAGACAACAGAUGAUACAACACAAGCAUGGGCGAUGGACACACAAAACCAAGAACAGAACACUGAACAGUCGGAACACCCAGUCACACAAGAAAAUCAAAUGGAAACUGAGAAAAAUGAAGCAAUGGAUGCAACAGUUUCUACUGAAAACAAUAAAAACUCAAAAAACAAUGAGGAAGAACUAGAGGAUUCUGAUGCCGAUCCGGUAGAUAUUGCAUUAAGAACUGAAUUUCUCACUGACCACGAGUUCAACAAACAACUAAUAAAGACUGUAAAGGAGUACCCCUGCAUUUAUGGCAAAGGCUAUUUGGUCAAUUUUCCCAAUAAGUUUCACGCUUGGGUCAAAAUUGCUGAAAAAUUAAAGAGGAAACGUGAUGAAUGUCAGAAGAUUUUUGAAUCACUCAGCCUGAAAUUUGCUCAAACCCACGCGAUGCGACAAGAUCAGGAACUUGUAAGAAGGGGUUUCCCUAAACAACCAUUCCCCUACUAUAAGGAUUUGAUGUACCUAAAGGAUUUCUUGAGUAUGGACGAUGCAAAGAAGCAAGUGGAGCUUAUGACUCGUCCACCUCCGGUUCAUCAUCGAUUUGGACAGCCAAAGUUUGAUCUCACGAAUCAACAGAAUGCUUUUUUUCCACAGCAGCAACAUCCAAAUCCUAUAAAUCCAGCUCCAGGACCUCCAAAAUCAAAAUUUUUUGGACCAAAUCAACAAACUGCUUUUAGCCCACAGCAGCAAUACACAAAUCCUAUAAAUCCAGCUUCACGACCUCCAAAACCACAAUUUUUUGGACCAAAUCCCGCCAAUUUAGCCGCUUGGAAUCAGUUUCUUCAGCAACCACCUGGGAACUUCCAACAACCUGCUGCAUUUAGUCAUACGGCAACGAAGGAUUCUUUUAUCAACAUUCAGAACAACCUGCAUAUAGAUUUCUUCUUCAUGUGCUUGUGCCAGCAGGUAAAGAGAACGAAUAUGUCUGAUAAAGAUUUUGUAGAGCUACAGAUUGCCGUAAUGAAUGCGCUAUCUAACACAGUUUCUAAGCGUAAAAAUUGAAUUUCUCAAAAGAAAAAAAGUAUAGUGGUACUCUUAUCUUUCCUAUGAUUUUGAGCUGUUCUCAGCUCGUUUUAUAUUCUUCCAAUAUUGAAUUGAAAAUGAAAGGCUGAAUUUGCAAUUUGUGAAAUGAAUUUGGUAAAUACUGAAAUUGAAAUGUUAUUAUGAUGAAAUAUGAAGAUGGAGUUCGUGAAAUUACUGAAAUAUACGUUACAAAGUGAAUUUAUUAUAACAUUGUAUGUAAAUUAUUCUUAAUUAAAUACAUAAAGAAACCUCAGACUUGA
Molecule: messenger RNA, 3397 nt
Organism: Phlebotomus papatasi
Lineage: Eukaryota; Metazoa; Arthropoda; Insecta; Diptera; Psychodidae
Exons: 3
Coding region: 30-3116 (1028 amino acids)
Biological process (GO): regulation of transcription by RNA polymerase II
Cellular component (GO): transcription regulator complex; nucleus
Source: RefSeq, a predicted model, not a curated record